Messenger RNA from Hibiscus syriacus, 489 nucleotides. RefSeq lists its product as uncharacterized. The record is from RefSeq and is a predicted model, not a curated record. NCBI's taxonomy places the organism in Eukaryota, Viridiplantae, Streptophyta, Magnoliopsida, Malvales, Malvaceae. Bases 1 to 489 code for a protein of 162 amino acids. The transcript is spliced from 2 exons.
AUGGUGGCUGUUAGGCAGAAUAGGCAAAUGAUUUAUUCUAUGUUGAAUGAGCAGGGUUGGCUUUUGGAUACGCAUGAGCAAAUUUCUGAGGAAGCUAUUACCUUCUCUGAACAGCUGUUGGGGUCAAGAAACAACUCAGUUUCGGGGGAAAAUAAAAAAGUUUCUAAGGAAGAAGUCAAGGCUGCCAUGUUUGCUCAGGACUUUGAUAGGGUUCCUGAGCCGGAUGGCUAUUCCUCCCACUUCUUCAAGGUGGCUUGGGAUAUAGUUAGGGAAGAUGUCUCUCAGGCUGUGUUUUAUUUCUUUGAGCACUCGAAAAUGCUGCCCGCCUUCAAUGCGACCACAUUAGUGCUUGUUCUAAAGAAAAUUAACCCUAGUUACAUGCGAGAUUUUAGGCUUAUCUCAUGUCGCAGUGUUGUUUACAAAUGCAUAACUUGUAUUAUACUGUCUAGACUUAACGGGUCUCUGCCUGAGGUUAUUUCUGAGAGUUAA